Messenger RNA from Ylistrum balloti, 6740 nucleotides. RefSeq names its product monocarboxylate transporter 12-like. Gene Ontology annotation, biological process: monocarboxylic acid transport; transmembrane transport. The record is from RefSeq and is a predicted model, not a curated record. NCBI's taxonomy places the organism in Eukaryota, Metazoa, Mollusca, Bivalvia, Pectinida, Pectinidae. Gene Ontology annotation, molecular function: monocarboxylic acid transmembrane transporter activity. Bases 316 to 2451 code for a protein of 711 amino acids. The transcript has 3 exons.
CGAGACGGAUGUCAACUGACUGGUUGUGUGCGCUUUCAUUGCAUUCUUAUUUGCAGUCGUCGUACAGCCUGCCUUCUCCUGGUGUGCAUCGAUCAACUGUUCAUGUAAGAUAUAUCGACUAAAGGAUAUGGGAGUACUCCCAAAGUGGAACAGCUGUAUGGCGAACCAUUCGUGGGACUUUACAUUGUGCGUGGAAAGUAAAUUAUACCUCAUCCGACCAAUGACUAAACUGUGCUUUUCAUCUAUAUUUUCAAUCAGUUUGGCAGAGUUCUUUAGCAGUAACAAUUUAAAAAAUAACACCUCUAAUAUCAAAAAAUGGCAGAAGUUCAGAGCAGCUCUCGGAAAAAGAAAAAACGAUCUCAAAGUAUAUCCUCUUCGUCCUCAUCUUCCUCUUCCAGUGACUAUUCGCUGGAUUCCUCCUCAUCAACGUAUUCGAUGCCACCAGCUCCUGAUGGGGGCUGGGGGUGGGUUGUUGUGUUAAGCUCCUUCAUGAUAAUGCUGAUAAGUGACGGAUUUGCCUUUUCAUUUGGAGUACUCUUUACAGAAUUGUUGGAGGUUUUUCAGGAAAGUAAAAGUUACACGUCAUGGAUAGCCUCAUUAUUCUAUGGUGUACCUCUUAUCUGUGGACCGAUAUCAAGUGCACUAGCAACGAAAUUUGGGUGUAGAAAAGUGCAGAUUGUCGGUGGAGUUAUUGCAUUUAUCGGUGUAUUUGCAAGUUCUUUUGCUAAUUCCGUUGCAAUGUUAUGUGUUACGCUCGGUAUUAUAGCUGGUUUUGGGAUGUCGGUGGGAUAUGUUACUUCUAUUGUAAUGGUAGCAUUUUAUUUUGAGAAAAAGAGAGCUUUGGCGACCGGAUUAGCUGUUUGUGGCUCAGGAUUAGGAACAUUUGUAUUUGCUCCGCUUCUGGAAUAUUUAAUUGAACAUUAUACAUGGAGGGGAUCGUUUCUUAUUCUUAGUGGUGUCAUAUUAAAUUUGGUUGUAUGUGGCACUCUACUUCGACCUUUAAAAUUUUCACCACAGGAGCAAUGGAAACGAAAACUGGAGGCGUUCGAAAAAUUAUCAAAGACAGUUUCACGGUCCAUAUCUAAAACGAGUCUUUAUGACUUUCCUCGAAGUAGACACACUAGUCACACUGAUGAUGUAGAUUCAGAAUCAGACACGCCUGACCUGGAACAUAUGAGCUACUCACAAGUACAACUGCCAACUUACAUCCAAAAUGAACUGAAAUAUACACCAGACAACUUAGUUGUUGAAGUUACGAAAAGUGGGAAAAACUGGCAGCACGUUCUCCGAACUAGGCAGCCAAGCGCUGUGGCAUGUAGUUCUUCAAUGAACAAUAUGACAAACUCUUCAUUGAAUCAGAGUGUUAUAUACAAUAGUAACAGAGAAAAUGGACAUUUACUGAGUAACUGUAGUGGUUACACUGCGGAACCUAAGAUUUCUUUAAUGGAUAACGGAAGCGUAUGGAAGAGAGAUAAUCAAAGGAGAAAACGUGAAGCAUUUGAAUAUUAUCCUCUUCACAGAAAAGAUCUGUUCUAUAGAGGUAAUCUGAUGAAGGUGCCUCAGUUCGAAAUUCGGUCUUCAAGUUGUCCAGAGCUCCAUUUGGGGUCCAUAGACGAGGAAAAUUCAGAAGCAGGAGACCUCUGUCGAAUCAGUUUGCUUUUGAAAUUCCCGAUUUACAUGAUUAAAGUUUUCAAGGCAAUGUUUGACACUGCCAUCUUAAGAAAUCCAGUUUUUAUUUUAUUUUUGUUUUCCAAUUUUGUACUGUACUUUUGGUAUGAUGUACCAUAUGUUUUUAUUGUUGAUAGAGCCAAGGAAUUUGGCAUAUCAGAAGAUAGGAGCUCGUUGAUAAUAUCAUGUCUGGGAAUAGCGAACACAUUCGGACAAAUUCUGUAUGGAAUAGUAGGGGAUCGCGACAUCAAUUUGGAAGUUCUGUAUGGAAUCUCUCUUGCCGUUGCUGGGAUAAGUGUGGCACUGGUGCCUCUUUUUGUUGACCAGAUUGUUUUGUGUUUAUUGGCCGCCUGUUACGGGAUUUUCGUUAGUGCUAAUUAUGUGCUUAGCACAGUUUUGUUAGUGCAGUACCUGGGAAUGGAUAAGCUCACGAAUGCUUACGGCUUGACCAUGCUCUUACAGGGAAUAGCCAAUAUGAUUGGACCACCAGUUGCAGGAAAGCUGUAUGAUGACUCUGGUAGUUAUGAUCACACUUUCUAUGCUGGCGGGACUUUUAUCUCUGCGUCAGGCGUGGUCAUUCUUGUAAUACCCGUUUAUAAAUAUAUGAAGGGAGUCAUCUCGAGAUAUCGAGAGGAGAAACCACAGAGCACGUGUAUUGGUAACCCAAAUGAACAGGAAACAACGUUUCCAGGUGAGGCAGAGCCACUUACAGAAGAAUUACAACAGGAAAUACCCAGAGUUUUUGCGCAAUUGACCAUUACUGAAAUAGAAACUGUAGUAUAGUUUUGAAGGUUUACUACUGAUAUUGAAACCAUUAAAAUGCACAUGUUCUUACUGACGUUAGUACCAUACUCCAGAAUCUAUAGUAAGAAUUCAGAGUGUUAAUCAGAAUGUUUCUGAUCCUGUACGUAUAUUUAGUAUAACGAAACUAAGUUUGUGGAUUAUUAUGAUUCGUGUAUUCUAUUGAGAUUAUUUGGAAACAGUAGCCUAUUUAAGCGUCUGGAGUCGUGUAACAGUUUGUAAGUCAUUAUUCUAUCUUAAAACGUCAACAUAUUUACCUGUGUUGGGGUCGUAAAAAGUCUAAUAUCUAAAAUUUUUGGACGUCCGUCCAUGGUAAUUAUUCCAGUACCAUAUGUCCCAUUUUUGUAAAACACGUAUCCCAAAAUACAUUUACUGUUAUACCUUCUGGGGUGAAGUGCGAUUGUUUUGCCCUUCUUAAGAUAUAUGAAAUUCGUUACAAGCCCAUCGUUUCAAGCCGGUGGACGAAAUUGAGCACUGCAAUAUUUGACAAGAAUUUUUGUCUGCUACCAUAGAUAGUUCACAAUGAUUUAGACUUUCCAUUUAAGAUGAAACACGUUCCCAGACUAAUAGUGGUUUUAUACCGAUCCACUUUAGUUGCCAUGGAUAUAAUGGUUGGGUACACACUCAAUAACUCUAUCACAUUGACUUAUUUUCCAAUCUGAAUAAUAAAAGGUCACACCCAUUACUUCCUUGUCACAAUUUACUUGGUGUAACAGAGGUCAGAAUUUAACUCAGUGCCUCCGCUAGGAUUCGAACUCUGGCUUACUAGUCUCCCGCUCAACCGAUCGAGCUAUAGAGGACUUCUCGCUAGACGAGUGGUAUAUUGCGGCUGGUAUUUUUCCAAGGUUACACUGGUGUGUCAUUGAGACGCAUGAUACAUUACUUCAAACUUUGGUAUACAUGGUUAUGUUUCGCGUGCAUUUGUAGUUACAUUUAGACAUCGAUAUAGUUUUAGAGAUUAGAUGAACAAACUUGCAACUCAUUUUCCCGUCGAGAAUCCUAUAGUGUGGUAUGAUAGACGACCCAAGUGCUUUGUUAUAUAUAUAACCUUGAUGAAAAAGUGUUACGUAAUCCAUGUUACAUAGCCGGAUGGUGUUUGUAUGCGAAUAUAGAGGCAGUGACUUAUCUUUUGUUUACCUUGAUUUAACAGUGAUUAGUCUGGAUCUGAAUCUUAUAGUUUAUUGUUGUUUUUAUGUAAUUAAUCAUUUCAUUUACAUUUGUUACUUUUCCCUUUUAUAAUUUAUUUAUGAAAGAUUUUAUAUCUUGAAUCCAAAGGUGUCUUUUUUAAAUCUUAAGUUGGGUAUACUGUGUUUGUUUUGCUGUAGACUGCUUGUUCUUAUUGUUCAUUAGAUAUACUAUGUAAGAGUAUUAUAUAUCACGUUAAUGUGGAACGUUUUGCCGUAAACACAUGCCUAUGAUGUAUACACACAUGCAGCGGGAAUUUGUGCCAAGCGAAACCUUGCAUCGUUAAGUCUCUUUGGAGCAUAUUUUUUAUAAAUAAACCCAACAAGUGCUGUUUCGUCAUUCAUACUCCGAGUAAAUAUCCUUUUCAUGAAGAAAACUAAAUUUGGAAUACUGUAAUUAAGAGUUCUUGGAUGUUGUUUUUAUUGCUGGUAUGUGUGUUGCUUAUUUUGUUAUUUAUAAAAAAUGCAUUGCGCAUGCCUGAUUUUAGCAGGGUGACAGAGUGUCUUUGAAAGCGAUAACAUUUUCUGUUCUUUCAUUACCUGGGAAAUAACAGGAUGUUUUGGCGUUAAGAUGCGUUUGUUUGUCUCUAUUUGAAAUGUUUGCGACGUGUAUUGCAUGUUAUCGUGUAGUAGUUUUGUUGUCAGAAUUUUGUAGUUAUCUUAAUUGUUAGAUAAUCAAUAUUGCUGUGUAUCAUUUUGCUGUUUUAUGAUUAGAAAGUCGUUACUGUAGUUAAAGAUUGGAUUUUGCGUAAUAAUCACUACAUUUAUUUGCGAUUUAUUAUAAUGCAUGCCAUUGAAACAUUGCCCCGGUAUCAAAAUAACUUGUCUUGAUCGUGUUUCUAUUAUGCCUCCGUAUGCUGUUUUUAGGUCAUUUGAGACAAAGCCUCAGUUUUACCUAUUGUGAUUCCCUUUUGUCCAGCAACGUGCGUCGUAAACUUUUAACAUUUCAAACUUCUUCUGGACAACUCCUGAACCGAUUUCAGUGAAAUUUUGUAAAAAAAAAAAAAAAAAAGCCUUCCAUGGCUAAAGACGCACCAAAAAUUUUAAAGCGUAUGGUAGCCAACCCCCAGGGGCACGAGGAGCGUGGCCAAAAGGAGUAAAAUUUAUUGCCCUCGGAGGCUAAUCCAAAAGUCUAAAUUUCAUGACCCCAGGGUCUCACAUUUCUCCCUGUAGAGGGGUGAAAUUUACUAUAGCUUGUAUAGAAAAAUUAUAGUUUUGAACAUGAUUUGUUUCUUUUCAAUUGGAAAUAGUUCAGACUUAGUUAUACUUAUGAGUAUAAGAUGACAGUUUGUUGAGCUGGACAUGUUGACCUCAGCUGACGUCCAGAGGCUGAUGGGCCGGGGUAAAAAGAGGUCAAAUUGACUGAAAUUUUAAAGAUGUUCUACUGUUCUUGGAUGGAAGAUUUUAUAUAGGAAAAUUCAAAUCUUGAGUGUAAUUUCUUUUAUUUCAAACUUGGUUAGAAGCUUUAGCUUGGGACAGCAGUUAAUGUAUACACAAUUUACAUUUGCGUUAUGUGUACCAUAUAGUUAAAGUUAUCUUACUUUUUUUACUAGAACAUUAUGACCGUUAAGGCUCUUGGGCCUCUUGUCCUCAGUACAGAUUUACACCCUGAUUAAUUCAUACUGAUAUCGUAGCUUUUACUUAAUUAUAACGAAAAUAUUUGACGAAAUAUCAACACUUAAAGGUGUACUGCGUGCCUUCUUUGUGGAUCUUUAUUGUAUUCUAAAUAAGGAGUUGAAAUUCAUCUCUCCCUUUUUCAAUAUUGCCAUUGAAAGAUUAUAUACAAAAUCUUGUCUUUCAUACGACUGAAUCAGGUCUGACAAACAGGUUCAGGAUGGUUAUAGCAGGACUGCCAACUUUCACGUUAGCAAUCAUACAGACGAUUACUUAUUGUUAUGAUCAAUACGAGCAGAAGAAAUUCCGACUCGACCGACACCGCCAAAAGGUACACCAGGGAGUAAACAUUUGAUGCAGUUUGGAAUCGUGUUAUGGCCUUUCGGUGGUAAAGAUUAUUGAUCAGACUGAGGUAUGUUAUGUAGGUAACGAACGGCCUUACUGUGUUGGUACGUUGCACAAAGGGCCACAGAUAAGAUGGAUUAUACUUAAAAUAUACAUUGCACCGUCUGGGUAUGUUUGAUUAGUGCAUAGCGUUAGCUUCGCUUAGAAAACAACAUAAUAAUACUCGACUUUCCUGUUAGAUAUUCCAGUAUAUGACGUCAUGUCAGGUGUGACUUUAUGUUGGAAAUACAUGCUUUCAAUAUCUCUUUCUUAGUUCACUAUUUUUUGUAUAUUUUUUUUCAAAUGAUUGUUACAUCGAUCACAUUCCAUACUGUUUGUAUCAGACCAUGUUGGUCUCGUUGUUAGGUUAUCGAAACACGUUAUUUAUAAUCAUAUAAGAUAUACACAUCUGUCUCUGGUGUGUACACAUGGAACUACACAGAUUUCAUUGUUAGUAGAUUUAUAUUACCGUACCACUCAACACACAGGCCUCGUUUUACCACGUUUUCAACAUUUACUUGUCUUAUUGCCCUAAUUAGGAUUAAGUUCACAACUGAAAUAUGAUCAAAGUUUGACCUCGAACAGAUCUUCUAGUUCACUUAAAACAUAUUCUUUUUUUUUAAAUUCUCAAAUUUUAGAUAUACUAAUAUUUGUAUAGUACAUCAAGGUGAGCGCUACAAAUAUAAGUCCACCUGAGUACUACAGUUGGAGUUUAGUUUUGUUAUGAUUGCUGGAAUCAACACUGACAUACUCGCAUGUCUUACCAGUAGCUGAUCUGAUAUAACCUAUUUAAAUUUAUCUUAACAUUGAUAAUAAUUUGUCUUGCCACAUGUUAUAUUGAAUCUCGGAUGUUUUUGAUUUGUUUGUUGAAAUUUUGUUAAGGAUAUUAAACAGAUUUACAGUAACUAGAUGUAGCAUAAUCUAUUUGGUUUUACUACUUAAUUAAUUACAUUUACAACCGAGCUAUCAUUUUGUCUGUGUAAUUGUUAUUGUUUGAUACAUUUGCUACUAAAACGUAAUUUGUGUGCAUAUACGUAUUCCACCAUUUGAUAAUGACUCAUUGAAAAUAAAACUAGAAUCGAUCAAUAA